AUGACGUAUGGCAUAGAACACCAGAGUUACUAUAUCAUACCUACUUUGUUUCAUUCACAAAAACAUAAAGGCCUGCAGGUUGAUAGAGGAUAUGAGGGUGAAGUUGGUGUGGUUGUGCAAAAACAACUAAUAAAGGUGACAGCCGGUGUAUACCAGAUUUGCUGGGAACAAGGCUCAGGGAUUGUCAUCUUUGACAUCAGCCAUUUUAUCUUCAUUUUCACCCAGGCCAUAUAUGGAGAAAUCAGGAGAUGGAAGAGCAUUUCUUCCUUUCAGGCAUCAUUUUUGACCAAGAGAGUAAAUCUGAAUGGAAAACGCAUAAAUUUAGCAAUAUGGGACACAGCAGGUCAAGAGAGAUUCCAUGCCCUUGGCCCUAUUUAUUAUCGCGAGUCUCAUGGUGCCAUUCUUGUGUAUGAUAUUACUGAUGAAGACUCUUUUCAAAAGGUAAAGAAUUGGGUGAGAGAACUAAGAAGAAUGUUGGGUAAUGAUAUCUGCCUCGUCAUUGCCGGUAAUAAAAUAGAUUUAGAAAAGGAGAGACAUGUCUCUUUGGAAGAAGCUGAAGCGUAUGCCCAAGAAGUGGGAGCUUUCCAUUUCCAGACAUCAGCCAAACAAAAUAAAGGAGUUGAAGAGCUAUUUUUGGAACUCACUCGCAAAAUGUUGACAAGUGCAAUGGCAAAUGACCAACAGCGAGUGAACACACUCACAAGAGGUGGAAAUUCAAGAAAUCUUCAAAUUGUUGAUGAUCAGGCAGCACCUCCUGCACAGAAGUCAUCCUGUUGUGGUUCAUAAUGUUGAAGACACACAUUAGUCAGCACAUAUAUGUUCUCGAUAUGUGUAUUUAGUGUAGAAUAUUCAUAAGUCAAACCUGGGAAUUUUAUAGAAAUUUUAUGAUCAGCAAUUAGUCACCAUAAGGUAAUGCCAUCCAUAUCCCAUAAAAGAAGUAAGAGGGUGAGAAAGGGAAAGAGAUAAUAACCAAAGACUGUGAAGUUUGAGAAAAUUGUAAUGUAACCCUUUAAAUGUAGAUACUCCAUUAAUUUAUGUGAAGUCAUUGAUCUUGAUGUAAAAUUGAAUUUAUCCACUGUUGAUCCAGGAUGCAUGUCAGUAAAUAGGAUAUUAUUUUUAAUGUAUUAUGCAUUAUUACCUUAUAAAUACUUUGUUGAAUUUCAUGGUAGCUAGUAAUCUGCAUGGAAGACUAUGGUGUAUUCAAAGUUUGCUUGUAUGCCCUUGGACUGAGAUGGUAGUUACUCAAGUUACUCAUGAGACACUCCAAUGUAUGAUGAUUUAUUUUUAUUUUUCCAAGAUACUUUUCUGAAAGGGUGAGUAAAUUGGGCAGUCAGAUCAAGAAGUUUCCUAUAUAUGCAUGACACACCUUUUGGAUAAUUUCAUUGCUAUGGCUGUUAGCUGCUGUUGAUGCCAUAUUUGUUGGGAGAUAGCAAAAUAAGAAUGCAUAAUGUUGAAAUACUUGGGCCAUUCAAAGAAAUUGUUGAUCGAAACCAGUUGUCUUCGUCACCAAAUAUAAAUGACUUAGACUUCACUUCCUUCAUUUGACUGUGGAUCUGAGCAUUUAACAUGGCCACUAAAAGAUUUUGCAUUGUUAUCCACUCUGGGUGUGAAGUUUAAGUGCACUAAAAAAGAAUUAUACUAUAGAUACUAUAAAUAGUUCAGAAAUUUCGUUAUGUAAUGCAAUAUCUUCAAAAACUGAAUUAUAAUUUAAAGUAUUACGAUUAAUAAUUAUGCAUAUUCAUUAGGCUUUCUGUUUUUUCCUGUUAGCAUACUCAAGCAAUUGCUAGUGUGAAAAUACCUUUUUAUUUUUGUGCCUAUAUUUUUUUUUCUUUUCUUUUUUUUUGUUUUUUGUUUUUUUCUUUGACAAAUACGAAAUGUAGCUCCACAUUAGUUUGUAGUUAGUGAUUCUGAAUCAUGAUAUUCCAUGGGAAAGAAAUGUUUUAAAGAGUAUUAUUGUUCACUUCAAAACUUUUUGAACAUAUUCUUACUUUUCACACACAAAACAAUCAUUUAAACAUUAAUCAGUAAUCAUUUCCUUCCACGAUUUCUAUUGCUUCUCCCCCUCCCUCCCUGUAGGGAAACUAUGAAUAUCAGCAAGUGAUAUUGAUGGAUGGAGUACAUUAAAGCUAGGUUAAGCAUAUCAAAGUUAAUUUUCAGAGGCAAAUGUUUAACUGAGAGUUAAAUUCUGUAUAAUACAGUGCAAAUUCUUUUUAUGAAUUUUAUGAAUGUUAAUGUUUUAAACAGUGCAAAUCCUUCAAUAAAUGUGAAUAAUGUUUUCAGAUGAUGUAUUAUCUGGUCAACUACUCAAGGAUCAUCAGGCCAGUCAAAUAGUUGCUAAAAACAUAUAAGAUGAUUUAUAUAGGCUUUCAGAAGAUUUGUAAAUGGUUACAAAAUAUAUAUAUAUAAUUGGUAGAGUCACAGUGUUUCACUUUUUUCUUUUAAGUGAAGAUAUUUGGUAAUGAGUGAUAAUGUUUGUAAGUUUGUAUUUUGAUUUGGAUGACAACUAUUCCUAAAUAUGGCAGUGAUAUAAUACACGUUUUCUACAUUCUCAGAAGUAAUAGAACAGUUGUCCCAAAGUAAAUAAUUAUAUAGAUUGAACAUUACUACUUGUUAUUCGUAUCUAUAAUUUGUUAUUUUUUGAGAGAUUAUAGAAUAAUUUAUAAAUGUAUAUAACAAACUAUUUACUUGUUCUAGAGAAACUGUUGAAAUCCAUCUGUGGUGUGUAUUUUGAACUGAUGCUACAGUUGGUAUCAUAAGAUAAAUACAUGUUUUCUUCCAAUAGCAUGAAAUGCAUCAAUGCUGCAUCUGUACAGUCAGAUGUUGUUAAAUUUUAGAGGAGUGGUAGAUUUAUAGAAUUUAUUGAGGGGCUGUUUGCAGUUUUGUACAAAAGUGAUGCUUUAGAAACAAAUGGGUUAAUUACCAGUCAUACUUUCAUCUUUUGGAGUAAGACAAUGAUUUCCUAACUAUUAGUAGUAAGUUGUGUACACUAGGAAGUCUUCUGAUUAAGAUCAGAAAAAAAUAACCUGAUUAAAGAAAAUUAUCUGUGAUAUUGUUUAUAUGAGCAUUACAUAUGCCUUUGCAUAACCUAUAGCUUUGUACUUCCAUGUUUUGCUGUAUUACAUGGCUGCUAUGUACUAAUUUUUUGUAUAUCUUGUUUCUGGUAGAGUAUUAUCUAUAAAUAUGAUGUGUGCAACUAUCAGAAAUAUUUAAUUUUUCUUUUCCCUUUGUUAUGUAUGGCAUGUUGUAUUGCUACUUUAGCUAACAAAAUUUCUUGAUUCUUCCACAUGUUCCUUAAUGAGAAAGCAUUAUCUUUCCUAUGUUAAUUGUCCUUUUAUCACAAACCAUUUUGUAUGAAAAAUAUAUAAUGCAAAUAUUUAAUUAGACUUUCAUCCUCUCUGGUCUCUAGUUAAUUUGAUGUCAUAGUUUCCCAUUUACAUGUAUUACAGAAUAUGCUGUUGACCUUAGUAUUCACACACCCUCUGCCACAUGAAAGUAAUGCCUCCAGAAUGAGUAAAUGGCUAUUGACACUGGAUAAAUUUAUGUCAGUGAAUAACUGUACUUGCCUAUUAAAAUAAAUACAUUUAUAAAAUGAUACCAUUUACAAUUAGAUUUUCUGGCACACCAUCCCAUGAGCUCAAAAGUAAGUAUAUAUGUGAAUAAAAAAAAUCUUUCACUGUAAGACUUGUCCUAUUCCCACCACCCUGUAUCAGUAACUAAUGGCUGUAUCCACUUCAUUAUGACAGACAGCAUAUUAGGACACAGAGGAGCAAUAGGUUGCAUACUUCAUUCAGAAAGAGAAUAUCGUCUUAUAUUGAGAUUGUAGUUGUCAGGAUAAUGGUCCGACAGAUUAUUAUGUAAUUGCAAAAAUCACUUAUAUUUUUAAGCUACAGUAUGUGUAGGUAUAUAAGGUCAAGUAGCAUGUGUAUGCUUUUCAAUUUACAUUAAAAAUUAAAUGAUGAUUUUGCCUCUAGUUGACACCAGAUUUUAACAUUGAAAUUUGAAUAUAUUUUUGAAAGAUUGGUAAUAUAAUUUAGUAGCUUCAUAAACCACGAUAUAAUUUUGUUAGUGGAUUACCACAGCAGUUGCUUUUGGGUGAAUUAUCAAAAAUAUAUUGUUUAAUGACAUUGUAUUCAUUUGGUUGUUUUAGAGAAAUCUUUAUUUAAAAAUGAGGAAGUCAGCACAUUUCCAUUCUUCAGCAGUUCCCAAGAAAUUUACACAAACAAAACAACAUAAAGGCACACCAAAAUAUGUCAUACAGUGUAACAUCAGAACACUUGACAUUAGUUGCAGUAGUUUUACCUGCUCUACCACCACACGUAGUUUGCGUGCUUGGCAAGGUGUUACUUUUAUAUGGUCCUAAAUGGUAAAUUUGCUUGUAAAAAAAUAAACAAUGUAGAGAAAGAUGAAGUGAA
Messenger RNA from Penaeus indicus, 4412 nucleotides. It is a transcript of the gene Rab21, whose product is annotated as ras-related protein Rab-21-like. Gene Ontology annotation, biological process: vesicle-mediated transport. The record is from RefSeq and is a predicted model, not a curated record. Bases 1 to 786 code for a protein of 261 amino acids. Lineage: Eukaryota; Metazoa; Arthropoda; Malacostraca; Decapoda; Penaeidae. The transcript has 6 exons. Gene Ontology annotation, molecular function: GTPase activity; GTP binding.